Molecule: messenger RNA, 507 nt
Organism: Durusdinium trenchii
Lineage: Eukaryota; Dinophyceae; Suessiales; Symbiodiniaceae
Source: the annotation of a GenBank genome assembly
AUGUCGCGCUGCUCUACGAGGCCCUGGACGGCGAUCCAUGAGGAGCAAGCUGCGAAGGUCCAGUUCCCUUGUCCCGCGGGCAAUGGCCGAGGUCCCGCCCAGGAGCUUUGCGCUGUUUAUGCAUCCCUCCUUCCUGGUGCUGUGCCUGAGCGGCGUUUGCUUCGCCCCGACACAGUGGAACUCCUCACAAGCACUGCACGACGAGGGUUGUAUGAUGAGCUACAGGGAACGGACACCGAGUGGUCCUUGGGCUUUGCGGUGAACUGCAUCCUUUCAGGCCGCUACGCGUCUGCGAAAGCCUAUGGCCAUGGGGGCUCGCAAAGUUCCUGGGCUUUUGCGGAUCCAGCGAAUGACUUGGCGGUUUGCUGCCUCUGCAACGGCAAGCCAGGCCCGGAGCAGCACUACCGCCGGGUUGGAGCUGUCAGCACCGCCAUCUAUGAGGACCUGAACCUGUGCAGCAGUGAGCCGCGGUCCUUCACCUUGCCCGGCGGUAUGGGGAGCUUCUGA